CUUCAGCUCAUUAGAGACGAAGUAUCUCCCAGGAAAUGGCUACAUUGAUGUAGAUUCCAGAAGAAUGUGUCGCAAUUCAACACGCUGUGAGGGCGUGGUGUUGACCGAGGAAGAAAAAUAACGAGCAAGAUCGACAGAUCCAACAAUGAACUCUGUGUUAUGGCUGCUGAUGGCAGCAUUUGUCUGUGGAAUAAAUGCUGCCCCAAGCUAUCCACCACUGCCAGUAAACCCUGGAGGCAUUGGGGGACUCUUCAGAGGUCCAAACCAAGAAACCAUCAUCAGAGGACCAGAUGGAAGCGAAAUUACAUCAGAACAAAUCGGCGGUGCUGUCCAAACCGAAGCUAGACUAGAGCCUAUUGUAGUGCCAGACCAGAUAGCGAUCUCAUCAGUCACAGUAUCGCCAUCAGAGACCAUCAGUGUCUCCAAUAACAUAGAAGUGGCAUCUGCAACACCCGUAGUAACUAUACCAGAGAACUCUGUACCUUCCUUGAACCUCUCACCUCCAGUUCCAAUUCAAACAAUACCAACUGACGUUUCUAUCCGGACAGAACAAUCAGCAGCACUUCCAACAUUUGUUGCGACAGCUGAAGAACCACACAUCAUCGAGACUGAACUGGUUGAUGCUCCUGAGGUUGAACCGAAUCAAAGUUCCGAUUUGGAGGGACCAUCUGGGUCUAUUUCUGUAAGGGGAUCUUCUUCUAUCGUUUCUGGUCCAGCUUCAACCACAAUUUCAGAGCCGGUGAGAAGAAUUCCAGUAGCGCCUAUACCAGUUGCAGCUCCUCCAGUUGCCGUACCAUCUUCUGUUCUGAUCCCUCCAUCUCCCACUGCAAUCGAUGGUUUUCAUCCGAAUGUUGCUCAACCUUAUAACACUAAUCUAGCCCUUCCAUCUAUACAAAACCAUAGAAUUCCUUUGACGUACAACGUACAGCAAUCUCCUCCACAUCUAUACACCGAAUUAAUACCUCCACCUCCACCAAAUGGAGAAGUUUCAAGAUUACAAACUGUUGAUGCACCAUUGGUUGAACCUCAAACUCAAACUGUUUCUUCAUCACCGAUUUCACCUCAGUCGUUACCUCCCAAUGCAAUAGAUUUGGGACAAACUGUAGUUACUACAACUCAAAGAUCAACUGUAGCUCCAUCGAAUGGCGAUAUUGAUGUUAGUAGAAUUAAUUUGGGUCAGACUGUCGCUCAACAAAACAUAGACAAUUCUCUAGUGAAUUCUAGAAUCCAGUCGUCAUCUACGAUAACGCCAUUGGGUGAACAAAGGAUCAUAUCAUCCACAUCGUCUCCAAUAUUAUCUUCCUCGGUCCAGACACCUCAAAUUACAGAGGAAAAUGGUGAUAUAACUCAAUUUAGCAGGCCUCUGUUUACGACAGCAUCUAAAAACACUUAUCUUAGAGCAGAUAUACCUUCAUCGUCUAGUUUGAGCAAUUCUAAUUCCAUAUUCACCCCAAAUGGCUUGACUGGGAGUAUACCCUUACAAGACCAAUCUAUUCUGGCCAAUCAAAUCGUUUCGAAUGCUCCAAAUGCUGCUGGCGGAUUGAUUGCAACUGGAGUACAAGAAGGAAACAACGUACCUUCAAGAUCUUGGGUGAAUAUUGAUGAUGGUCAUAUUCUACCAUCUACAGUAACACCACCACUAAAUGGUGGUCAGAUUUCUACCGUAUUAGAUACGGUUCUUGUACAACCUACGGAUCCAAGGAACAGGGAAGUGAUCGAAUUUGGUGGCAAGCAACUGGAGAAUGUUGGCAACAUCGUUCCUGUUAUCCAUCACCCUGUGUUAGUAGCGGGAGGUUUGACUCAACUCCAACAAAUUCCAACGGCUUCAAUAAGCCAGCUGACUUCGAGGAAUGAUUUGGAUACCAAUGAUUAUGGAAGGUAUGGAAGGCAGACAGAAUCGAAGAAUUAAAAUGGAGUGGAUAUGUUCUUAGAUUUUUAUAAUUUUUCUAGUCUUGUAGAUUUUAAUGUAUUGCUGAUUUCAAUAAAAAUAUUGAUUUAUACGA
This is a messenger RNA of Coccinella septempunctata (seven-spotted ladybird), 2003 nucleotides long. RefSeq names its product endochitinase A-like. Bases 146 to 1909 code for a protein of 587 amino acids. The transcript is spliced from 4 exons. The record is from RefSeq and is a predicted model, not a curated record. NCBI's taxonomy places the organism in Eukaryota, Metazoa, Arthropoda, Insecta, Coleoptera, Coccinellidae.